AACCAUGCUCACCACACAUGAGUCCAGGGCACACAUGCUUGCUCACGUCCCCCACCUCAUUUCCCCCCAACUCCACUCACCAUUUCCUGUAUGGAAUGCAGUAAGACUUGCUUGAGGCCACACUCAUUUCCCCAUUCCCUCAGAUAAUGUGGAGAUAAGACAUUAGAGGAGGAGUUUACAGAUACCUUUAAAAUCCUGACUCUCAGUGCUUGCCAGAUCACUUCUUCUCAGUGUCCAACCCAGCGAAGAAGCAACUUAUCAAAACAAUGUACGGAGGAGUUUCAGAGGCCAAACCUGCCACCCCAGAAAUCCAGGCGAUUGUUGACAAGUUUCUGUUUCUCUCUUUCUUUCUCUCUUUCUUUCAUUCUUUCCUUCUUCUUUUCUUAUUUUAUGUCUUUCAGGUGGAUGUAGGGAGUGGCUGUUUCAUUCACAUAAAAGUCUUCAGUGGACCUUCUAAAAAAGAUAAUUUUGAACUUCAUGGUUACCAGACUAACAAAACCAAGGAUGACAAGCUGACCUACUUCUCAGGAACACAUUCUAAAGUGAUCUGAUUCCUUUCAUUGUAAAGAGAUUCAGCCAUGAAUAAAGAAACAUUCUUCAAAUAA
Molecule: messenger RNA, 605 nt
Organism: Mastomys coucha (southern multimammate mouse)
Lineage: Eukaryota; Metazoa; Chordata; Mammalia; Rodentia; Muridae
Product: stefin-1-like
Exons: 2
Coding region: 267-551 (94 amino acids)
Cellular component (GO): cytosol
Molecular function (GO): cysteine-type endopeptidase inhibitor activity
Source: RefSeq, a predicted model, not a curated record